Molecule: messenger RNA, 9628 nt
Organism: Eufriesea mexicana
Lineage: Eukaryota; Metazoa; Arthropoda; Insecta; Hymenoptera; Apidae
Product: titin homolog
Exons: 11
Coding region: 329-8791 (2820 amino acids)
Biological process (GO): proteolysis
Cellular component (GO): plasma membrane
Molecular function (GO): serine-type endopeptidase activity; protein binding
Source: RefSeq, a predicted model, not a curated record
GGAAGGCCUCGGAUCGCGCUCGUCUCGUCAGCGUUCGGUCAGUCCGCGUUUUCCCGCGUUUCUUUCGCCUCGUCGCGACUUUUCGCCCCGAAAUCGAUCGUCGAACGCUGCUCGCGCGAGUGUACACGUGAUCCACGGGAUAUCAGAGACUCGGCGGAACUUGUUGAACGCGUACCCGAGGAUCAAGGAGCGACCGUUGUGUUUACCAGUGUGCCAAGUGUCAUGGGGAUCUAGGAACGCCGGCGAGGAAUCGAGACGCAUGAGAGUCGAUACCGGGUGAUCGUGAUCACGUGAGGGCCCAGCAGUUUCCGGCGAGGCGUAUCGCGAGAUGUCGACGGCCGACGGUAUGGAUAAUCCGGCGUUCGCCAGCGAGGAAGAGUGCGGGACCGAGUCGAAGCUGGACGAUGGUCAGCAGCAAGCGACCUUGGACCAGGAUCACAAGUCGGAGGGCGGCCCCGUGGAGAACGGGCAUCAGCGGCCGCAGUUCGUGUCGCAGCAAUACGUGGAGGCCGGAAGGACCAGCCCGGAUCCGCAUUACAGAACCGAGACGAAGAUCGAGCUGCCCGACAGCAACGACAAGACCGUCGUCGAGCCGAAAAUGAACGGCGUUCACGGGAACGGGAACAAUAACGAUGCCAGUUUCUUGAACAAUAGCGCGACCAGCGUGCAAAUCAAUGACACCGGAAAGAAAGAGCAGAUCGAGGCCGUAAACUUGGAACUGGUCUCUAUGAGGCCUUACGCCGGCAACAAUCUACAGACGAAGGGUCAAGAGGCUUGCGAGGUUCCAGCUGAUCCCUACGAAGAGUACUUCGUUCCGGUGAACGAGCAUCGAAAGUACAUCAGGGGCGAGAAGCUUUAUGUAACGAAGGACAAGAGAUCCAGGAGCUCGUACUGGAGAAGGAUGGCUUGCUGGGGAUGCGGCUUGUUGGUUCUGCUGGUGGCAGUCAUCAUUGCCAUUUUGGCCGCAACUGGAGUAAUCCUGGCGCAAGAGGCAUCGGAACCCUUGGAGAAUCUUCAACAGACUAAUUCCCGGCAGUUCGGAGACGUGCGUACCGCGGGAAGUCAAGAGUACCUGAAAGAUCCGCCACUGAGUCCACCUCCAGCGACUUCCACCUUUCCACCCUGGUCUACGACCGAUGAAACCAUUUACGACAACGUUCCCAGCGCCUUAGCCGGUGUAUUGAAAUUAAACGAGUUCCGUUGGAACAACGACCUAAACGAUCCCAAGUCCAGAGUGUACAGACAAGUCAGCUCGGAGAUAGAAGAAUACUUGAAGAGCAUGUUGCAACAACCUGCUGAUAAUGUGACAGUUGUCAAAGUGUACGACAUAAAUAGGGACGGCGAAGUGAAGUUUAGAAUAAGCUAUCCACUACGUUCCAUGCCCGAGGAAACGCAACAUGUUAUCGAGCAAACGCUGCAGAAGAACGGUAACAUGAUUGGGCAGUAUCAUUUGGGCAGUUUAAAAGUGAAUAAAUUGGUCGAUGAGUGUCGAAGUGGAAGUUUCGGGUGUUCCGAAGAGUGCAACUACGAUUACUUUAAGGGUCUAUUCGUAUGCUCUUGUGGACCUGGGAAAAUGUUGGACAGUGAUGGGAAGAGAUGCGUGGACGACAACGAUUUGAGUAACGUGGAGAUGGAUGAUGAGGUACCGGAGACUAAUACAGAAGUAGUGCAUGAUUAUGUUCAGGGAAGGAGUAGGGGGCCUGGUACAGUGUUUGAGCCAAGAAGGCCAGAUAAUUGGGACCACCUGGAUUUCAGUACAGAAACAACGCAUAAUGGACAUGUCUCGCCGCAACAUAAUGAACACGAGUUUCAUGCAUACGCAAAUCCAGAACAUGAUUCUGCCGCGGUACCAGAACCCACGCAGGUGGCCUCUACGGAGCAGAAUCGCCUGUUCAACGAGGAGUCUGAUCCUAUGCACCCAGUGCAUGAUCAUUCUAUGCAUGACCAUUCGAUGUACGAUCAUUCUGAACAUGGCCACUCGAUGGAUGAUCAUUCUGCGCAUGAUCACUCGGUGCAUGAUCAUUCUGCGCAUGAUCACUCGAUGGAUGAUCAUUCUGCGCAUGAUCACUCGAUGCAUGAUCAUUCUGCGCAUGAUCACUCGAUGGAUGAUCACACUGAACAUGAUCAUUCGAUGCAUGAUCAUUCUGCACAUGAUCACGAAAUCCACGAUCAUUCGGCACAUGAUCACACGAUGUACGAUCAUUCGGCACAUGAUCACACGAUGUACGAUCAUUCGGCACAUGAUCAUUCGAUGCAUGAUUAUUCAGAUCACUACACUAGCGAACCAAAAUCUGAACCAGAACCUAGCUCAGAGCCAGAAUCUUCUGCACAAAAUCCACCAUUUGUUGAAACAGAGCCUUCUGUAAAGCCGGAGCCUUCGAGUGAACCGGAACCUACUAGUGAACCGGAACCUGUUAGUGAACCGGAACCUACUAGUGAACCAGAGCCUUCUAGUGAGCCGGAGCCUUCUAAUGAACCGAAACCCGCUGCAGAAUCGGAACCUUCAACUGAACCGGAACCCUCUGCGGAACCAGAACCUUCAGCUGAACCGGAACCCGCAGCUGAACCAGAACCUUCUGCGGAACCGGAACCCACAGCUGAACCAGAACCCUCUGCGGAACCGGAACCCACAGCUGAACCAGAACCCUCUGCGGAACCGAAACCUGCUGCUGAAACACCGGAACCAGAACCCGCUGCAGUAUCGGAACCCAGUGCGGAACCAGAACCUUCCGUGGAGCCAGAAUCUUCCGCAGAACCAGAACCGUCUGCAGAACCACAACCAUCUGCAGAACCACAACCAUCUGCAGAACCAGAACCUUCUACUGAACCAGAACCCUCUGCGGAACCAGAAUCCUCUACGGAACCAGAACCUUCUGCUGAACCCAAGCCAUCAACUGAACCAGAUCCUUCGGCUGAACCUAAACCAUCAAUUGAAGUAGUACCUUUUAAUCAACCCAAAUCAAUGACCGAAGCAGAACCUUCUCCCGAACCUUCUCCUGAACCAGUGACUGAACCGAAUUCUACCAGUGAAUUAGAAUCCUCGACAAAUUCCAUAGCGAUCGACGAUUCAGAAUUAUUGCAUCAACCAGGAAUUACUGUUAGCCCUGAAAUGCUUGGCGAUGCUGAAAAUUCUACUGAACACGAAUUAUCAACUUCAUCAACCACAGAAGCAAACAUAUCCAAUGAUGAGAAGCCUCACCAAGACACGUCUUCUGUGACUGAAAAUUCUAUCGAUAUACAAGAUUCUAAGGUGCCAAAGGAUUCUUCUUCUACAGGACAAGUGUUUCCUGCUAAAACAGAAUCCCCUACCGAAUCUGUGACUAUGAGUAAAGUGUUCACGGAAACAGUUACCGAAUUACCUUCCACUGAAUUGCCAAGUGUGACUAAAGCAGUGGAGACCUCACUCGAGGUUUCAACUACGAAGCCUACCAUGGAAAAGGAAGUAGUAAACACCAUUGCACCUGAUGUUCCUACAAGCAUGGACUCAGAAACUACGACUCCAAUGAUGCUUGGGGAGACUACAUCUCCAAGUAGCGAAAAACCCAUUGAUGGAAUGAUGGACAACGAUGAACCACUGCCAGUGAUUCCCUUGAUGACUGAUGAUAAAGAACCUGUAACGUCAAAUCACACGAGUCCCGAGGAUCAUUCUGCGAGACCAAGUGCAACAGUGACGGAUGCAACGAUAAUGGAGGACGGUAAUGAAGGCAAAACGAUGACAACGAGCUCAGUUGAGAUGGAUAAACAAGGAACACCAAAAGUUGAACAAGUUACUGAAACUAACAUGCCACAAGAUGAAACAGCUGGGUAUACUACAAUGAAUAUAAAUAACGACGUAUCUGGAGUCACGAACUCUUCGUCAGAAGCUAGUUCUAUUGCUCCGUCUAGCACCCAAUCAUCAGUUCUCGAAGUAGGACCGACUACAAAUACCGAGACAACCCGACUCGCAGUGGAAACCAAAUCAGAAAACAUAACCCAGUCAAAUUCCAUCGUAGAAAGCAGUAGCACAGAAUCAAACAGUGAUGGACUUAAAUUACAAAAUAUAUCAGCAACAAGUAACGAAUCCUCUGCACAACCAGAGCCAACUGUGCAUGAAACCAAUGAAACCAACGUUAUCGAGCAUAUGCCAACAACUGUCUUCCCCAAGUUACCAAAGAACUUUGGCCACAACGUGGAGCCUCUGAUAGAGCCGUUGAAAAAUGACACAGACGAGGAGCACAUCAUGCUGAUACCAAAAACUGAGCAUGCCACAGAAGUGCAUGAUCCCCAUGCGAUUAUUCCUCAAUUAAUUCCCGAGCAAAGCGUUCAAUCCUCCAAUGGAUCAUCGGUCGGUGUUCUUGACGGUUCAGCACAUCAUUCCACUAUCCAUCCAGAAGAGAACGUAGUGUCCGUGGGUGAUUCCGUUCGCUAUGAGGACAACUUGGACCACUCGACAAAUCACCCUCUACACCCGGCAGUGUUCCCUGAAAACGCAGUCGAGCAGGCAACGGAGAAGUUUGAUCCAACUUAUGACAAGCACAUAGAUGACAUGUCUCCCUUCUUACCAGAUGUUCAGAAGGAGAAGGAAAUAAAGAAGGCACCUAGAUUGGACAAGGAUGAGCAGGAUGUCCCUAAUCCCUUCGAAGGACACGUUGAAGACGUCGUUACUUACAAGUCUCUAACAGAAAUGUCUACCACUGAGCAAACCGUGAAUCAAACCGAGCUGAAGGAUUCCCUGAACGAUGUUCACACGGAAACGCAUGGCAUUAAGAGGCCUGACGAGCAGGAAGAUGAAAAUAACACGGUGAAAAGCAUAGACAUUGGCAAUGAAGUGGGACGUGGCUUCAAAAGUGAUGGUUUGAACGUUGUUGAAAUUAACGACACAGAGUCUGGUAUUCAAAAUGGACUGAACAACUAUGAAAUUAUUAACAAGCCAGCCAAGGCUGAGGAAGACGUCCUGAAUGAACAGGGCGGUAAGUCAGAUUCCGAGGAGGACGAAGAGGCACUGAAAGUGGUGCCACUGGAGGAGCAGUUCAAGGAAGUUGAAACGACCGUGAAAUACAGUACAGAUAAGGACAAAUCGGAAACAACAACAGAAGCUAACGUGGUUACGACGAUUCCAGUGGAAGAGAACGAGAAACAAUCUAUAGAUUCAGUUGCAAAGAAUAUUACAACCACUUCCGAGAAACCAGAAGAAAAUGCCGUGGAAGAUCAGUAUAAUGACAUAACUGAUGACACAUUGCCCAAGGGAUAUCAGCAGGACGAUUCAGAGAUACGCAAGAAAAUUAAAGAUGAAUCCGAUAAAUUAAUAGCAAAUAACGACGAAACAUCGUUCAAGCCGACAGAUGCGCCAUCUAUAAAUGACAAAAUAAAUGUCACGAUAAAUGACACCGAGAAUACGAUGGCUAUAAUUGGAAACAUCCUGGGAAAGCACGCAGAAGAUGCCAAAUUGACAACGCAGAUACCAGUACUACCAAUGGAAAUACAGCAAGAGAUGUCCACAACAGAGAAGAUCGAGAGCACUACCGUAACCGAAGAGAAUCCUCGAACAGAUAACAACACAGAACAUCACAGUACGAAUGUCAGCAUUGAAGAUGUCACCACAGUUCAGAUUCCAACCACCCACACGAUGUCAAUGGAAACCAAAACCACUGCUCAGGUACCAAUAUUACCAGAAGAAUUGCAGACCACAGAAAGCGAUGCACUGUUGACUACCUCCACUAUGAAACCAGAUACUCAGAUAAAGAAUGACGACGUGGAAAACGUGGGUUCUGACAGCGAGCAAGUUGCACGAAAGGACUCACCAAAAGCUAUCAUCGACGAUGACAAUAAUAAUAAUACGACAGAGGCACCUAAUACAGGACAACAAGUGGAUAUUCAAAAUGAUACUGUAGAUGACCUGAAGACCAGUGCACUGGAACACAUAGGCAACAGAAGCAUUCAGAACACGUGGUUACAGACAAAUGUCUCGAUGUUUAAUAGUGUUAAUGCGAGUGAGGAAAAUGUGACCAUGCCAUCAGUAAAGAUUGUCGAGGAGAAUGUGAAGGAAAACGUGACGGAAAAUCCAAUAUCUGAGAUUGCUUCUUCGACGUCUAGCAGCGAAACUGUGACCAUGAAGGAACUCCACAAGCAAAUACUUGGCAAUUUCAAUAUCACAGAGGAUGUUAGGCCAGUUACUGAAAUACUAGAAGACGAUACUGAACCUAUAGGGUUUGACUAUAGGACACACUUUAUCACCACUACACCCAAGAAUCUAUUACCUGAUCUAGACGUCGGAGAGCUGUCAGAGGAAGAUUUAAAAGUGAUCCCAUUGGAGAAGAGUUUAGAAGUGAAGAAGAAAUCAGUAGACAAGAAGCCAACUGAUAAAUACAAAUACAAGAAAGAGAAGGAGCUCAAUCUGGAUGAAAACGAGGGUGAGAAUGUAUUAACAGAGGUUCCAGAACCAGCUACUGUAUUCUUGACCGAGAUACCACAGAUGGUCACUGAAAAAGAGAAAGCUCAAGGAGCAGUCCAUAAUGCAACUAGCGCAGAUGCUAAUACAGAGACAGUGAAAUCUACAGAAGAGAACUCUGCACCUGUGCCAAAAUUGAAGAUCAUAGAAACGACCAGUGGAUCCAACCAAACGGAAGCUCAGAUUUCAGAAAUUUCUAGCAGAGCAAGGGAAGAUCUCAGUGCCAGGACCAGCAUAACGGUACCAGAUGCUGCGAAGAAGUAUCCCAGCUUCAUACCAGUCUCGGAAAGGAUCAUAGAGCCAGAACCCGUCACCCAACCUUUCGUGAUCCUUCGAAACUACCAUCUUCAACGAUCAAACGUAGACUUUACGACGGAAAAGCCAUCGAUGAUCAGCGUAUUUCCCAACGAAGGCCACACAGCCAUGGGAUCAGGUCAAGCCAUCGAACUGGAUAACCAGACAGGUUCUCAGCCUUUGGUGUUCCCUACGAUUCAAUCGUUUGCUGCCCCGACAGGUCAGGUAGCAGACGUAAAUCAGAUCACGAAGGAACGAAACAUGGACACGAUUCUAUCACCGUCAACCCAGACUAGAAUGCCAGACUCCGUAGUAGAAAGCACCAGCCACAUCGACGUUUCCUUCCUAGGUCUGUCGCCAAAUGUCGUUUUCUCCAAGUGUACAGCUGGUCAGUUCCAGUGUGUAAAUGGAACAUCGAGAGAUGGCGCCUAUUGCGUGAAACUGUCGGCAACAUGCGACUCUGAGAACGAUUGUUCAGACGGUUCCGACGAAUUGUACUGCGAAGAAAAAGGUUGUCCCGGAAACUUCCAGUGUGCCAGCGGCCAAUGCCUAAAACGUGACCUGGUGUGCAAUAAGAUCGUGGAUUGCGACGACGGAAGCGACGAGAAGAACUGCGAAGAAUGGAAGUGUCAGUUUGACGAGUUCAGGUGUCCCAACGGAAGAUGCAUUCCGGGCAUCUGGCAAUGCGAUGGCCGGCCAGAUUGCGAGGAUCAUCGUGACGAGUACAACUGUGCUGAAAGUUGCGGAAACGAUGAGUACCUCUGUCCAACAGAGAAGUGGUGUAUACCACUGACAUGGCACUGUAAUGGAAUCAGCGAAUGUGCUAAUGGAGAAGACGAAAAACUAUGCGAUUGCGCUCUUGAUCAGUUCAAAUGUCAGACAGGCGGAUGUGUGCCGGAAAAUCAGGUCUGCGAUGGAAUAGAACACUGUCCAGAUCAUUCUGACGAAUGGGGCUGUUUAAUGACAAAUACAACCACAGAGAAAAAGUUAACAGAUGGGCAGAAAGACGACGAAAUCGGUAGCAAUGGUGCUCAAGAAUUAAGCGAGAGUUAUUUAUUGAAAAUAAGACAAUACAAUGGCGAGUAUAGGUUAGUUUGCUCCGACGGAUGGAGCGAGGAGUUCAGCAACUCUUAUUGCCAGUCCUUAGGAUUCGCCGGCUCAGAGAUCACAGAGCUGCAAACAUGGGACAAAACCCAGAAGAUCCUCAGAUUAAAAUCGAAUCCUAAUCACCAUGCACCGCUGGUCACGAAUUUGGAGCAAGUGGAGUUCUGCGUCUCCGACAAGGUCGUGCAGAUCUCUUGCCAAGAGUUUUCUUGCGGCUCCCAUUAUGGCGAAGGACCAACGGCGAGAUUGGUCGGAGGAACUCUAGCCAGCGAAGGGGAAUUGUCCAGUGUAGCCUUGUUAAAAGAACCUAAACAAGGUGCUGCUUGCACAGCGAGCGUAUUGGGCCCUAUGCACGCGCUUGCCAGUUACUCCUGUAUUCACAGAUAUAAACAGAGCAACGGAUGGCAGCUUUUCACCGGUGAAAACCUGCUGAAAGCACAUCCCGUGAGGAACAUCAUUCCCUACCCGCAAGUGAAAUACAAUCAAUUCUUGUACAACAACGACAUAGCGUUGGUGGAGCUCGAGAUGCCACUGAGAUUCUCGAGGAAUGUCAGCGCUGUCUGUCUUCCGAAACACCCUAUUCAGCCGAGACAGAUAUGCGUCAUGGUAGGAUGGGGAUUCUCGGUGAACGGCGAGGUGGACUUGCAGAAAUACCUAAAUUUCUUGCCAUUGCCAACGUUCGACUCCGAAAAGUGCAAUGCAACCAGCCAUUAUGCAGGUUUCAUCACCAAGGACAAUAUAUGCGCUGGAUUCACUGAUACAGACAAAGGACCUUGCUAUAACGACGAAGGGGCACCUCUGAUGUGCUCCAGUGAAUCUGGAGGAGAAUCAGCCAGAUGGGAAAUUCAGGGACUACUCAGUCAUCACAGCAGAUGCUCAAGGGGUCAUCCAGCAAUUUACUCCAGCGUAGAGCCAGCCCUAUCUUGGUUGCGAAACUCCGUACCCGCUUUGCAGACGCAAAGCUAAAGUGCUAUAACGUGAUUCUGUUCUUUUUACAAGGAUACGCGAGCAUUAGAUGAAUUUUAAUUCGUAUAAAUCGAUCACAACGACACACUGAACGAACGAACGAACGAUAGAAACUAGAGAAAUUCAUCAGAGGGGAACUGUCAGGUUGAAUAUAGAAGUUCCUGUUGAAAUUCAAGAAAGGAAAACGAUGUACUUAAUUUAUAUCCGUCUGUAUUUUCAAACGGUAUGUUCCUAUUUAAAUGCAAAGAACGCGUUCGACGGAUAGCAAUGCAAUGGCGGCCAUAAUUCGUUCUGCAUGAGAAAAAGACGUUCUGAGAUGUAAAUGAUUCCCUGUCUCUACAAUAUCGAUUAAUGGGUACUGUAAUAUUCCAUAGCGACUUUUGCACUCAUAAGAAAAAAAACAAAGAUGACGGAAGUACAUAUGAUUGGCGAUACACGAUAUUUACAAUUAAGAAAUUUGUAAAUACUGUAUAAAGUGACUGUUUAAUAUGCUUAACAUUGUAAGAGAUUUUUUACAGGUUUAGCGAAUUAGGUCUCUUAAGGAUGCUGUUUUAUAAGUAUAAAAAGAUGUGAAACGUUUAACAUACUUGUCUAUUCUGCUGAAUACCCAACAGGUUUUAUGUAACAAUUGUAUCUAACAGAUUUUUGCUGACAUACACUUUGCAGUUUAUUAUGCCAGACAUAAAACAGAGGUGUACUAUUACUGAUUAGUGUCAUGUCUGUGUGAAUCAUUUAAAUCCUGUUAUCGAAUCCAAAAAGUAACAGCAAAAUAAAAAUAUUUAUUGGAAAUAAGAGACCAUCAAAUAAGUGCACCCAAUUAUUCAAUCAACAGUUUGU